GAGAGGGGGAGGGACGCUGCACUCGGUGACUGUGCCUCCCCCACACAGGCUGGGGCACCCUCCUCCCUCCGACGCAGCGCACAGACCCCAGUCACACACCGCUAUUCUUAUUGCGCAGUUAGGGGCAUUUCUGCAUUGCUAUUGCCAUCAGUGUAGGGGGGGGGGGGAUAAUAACAGCCAUUUCCUUCCAUCAUUUCUUCGUGUGGUGUUUCUCACAGCCAGUGGCUUAGCAUCACCCUCAUCACCUCCUCCUCUCCAUCUUCUGGGAAGCAAGGAAACAGGCAAAGAAAAGGGAGAGGGGGGGGACAAAGGCGGGGGCAAGGGGAGAGUGUGAGGGCCGGGAGUGUGGGGAGUGUGAGGGCCGGGAGUGUGGGGAGCGCAGAGGGGCGGGAAGAAACGCGUGUUCGGAGGAAAGAGGGAGGGAGCGCUCUGUCAGGUGAAAUUCUCACUGAGGGGAAAGCCAGACAUCAGCCACUGCCUGCCCGGGAUACCGUCACACUGAGGGACCGCAGCCCGACACUAUAGCAUGAGGAGACAUGGCGGCUGAGAGAGUCAGGUGCGACACCUGCUCCGUGUGACUGCGAUACAGAGCUGAGCCUUCCCUGACUGGCCCUACUCCCAUACAGAGCUGAGCCUUCCCUGACUGGCCCUACUCCCAUACAGAGCUGAGCCUUCCCUGACUGGCCAUACUCCAUACAGAGCUGAGCCUUCCCUGACUGGCCCUACUCCAUACAGAGCUGAGCCUUCCCUGACUGGCCCUACUCCAUACAGAGCUGAGCCUUCCCUGCCUGGCCAUACUCCAUACAGAGCUGAGCCUUCCCUGACUGGCCAUACUCCCUGACUGGCCCUACUCCAUACAGAGCUGAGCCUUCCCUGACUGGCCCUACUCCCUGACUGGCCCUACUCCAUACAGAGCUGAGCCUUCCCUGACUGGCCCUACUCCCUGCCUGGCCCUACUCCCUGCCUGGCCCUACUCCCUGCCUGGCCCUACUCCCUGCCUGGCCCUACUCCCUGCCUGGCCCUACUCCCUGCCUGGCCCUACUCCCUGCCUGGCCCUACUCCCUGCCUGGCCAUACUCCCUGCCUGGCCAUACUCCAUACACCGGGGGCUUCCCUGCCAUUCACUAUUCGCUUUAUUGGGUGCCCUUCCUUGGGAAGCCAUAACCCCAACCCUUCUGUACCCCCACAGGGAAUGUGCCCCUCACUUAUUUACUUUUGGACAUCCCCAUGGGGCUAAGUACCCUAUGUACAUAACAUUUUCUAUUCACAUGCCCUCCGCUAGCCUCCAUUAGCCGGCUCUCUCUAUCGCUGGGAAACAAGGCGCAAACAUACCCUUCAAAUAGUUGCAGUUUGCAGUCUCCAUGCAGAGAGGAACCCUGUAUUCUUUUGUCACUUCACUCCCCCUUUGCAUGUGUUUUUGUUUUUAGAGGCCCCAGAAAGUUCAUUGUUUCAUUAGCCGCUUAUUGGUUUGGGGGGCUCUGCCCCCCUCGCUUGCAAAAAUGAAACCUCUGGAAAAAUUCUUGAAAAAGCAAAGCUCUCAUCUUUCUGGACCCCGACACCUACACAGAAGGCAGAGCGUCUCCAAAAUCCUGCCUUCUUUCCUGAGGGAUACUCCGGGGGACUCCUCUGGGGGAGAAAGGUGUGAGGAAGAUCCAUCAGGUGGGCCGCCGCCAUCCCAGGACUGCCUGGAACUACCAGAUGGACUUCGGUCCCCUCUUUCUUUUUCUUCAGAUGAACUAUCCCCCUCAGAACCCCUCACACCUCCGCCAGGAUCUGGGGGCUGGACCCUUUCUCCUCCUGGCCCUCUGCUUGCCCCUGAUACCCCUGAGGCUCUACUCGGGAGGGUCCUGGAGCAGCUACUGAGUGCGCCGAGGCUAAAUGAAGCAGCAGAAUUGGCCCUGGACGACUUUAUCCUCACGCAUACGCUAUUUAUGCCGACAGAGGAGCUCCUCCUCCAAUUACAGCAGUACUUCUGCGGCUGCAGCCGAUAUACUACUCCGGCGUGGGAAGGGAGCGACCCUCUUCAGAGGAAGCAGGCUGUACUCUCAUCUCUUUUACACCUCUUGGAUAUUUACAAGGACGCUCUCCAGGAGGAGGAGAGGACAUUCCAGCUAAUCAAGGAUUUCUAUGUCUUGGUGAUGAGGGAUGCCCCGAAUUUCCCACAGCUGGAGGGGAGCGUCAUCCGAUUGCACAGGCUUGUGGAAAGCGCUGAGCUCAGGCUUACAGAUGGCAGUGCCACUCAAUGCUCAAAGCAAGUCAAACCUCUCUUCCGCCAUUUCCGAAGAAUCGACUCCUGCCUGCAGCCACGGGUGGCAUUCAGGGGCUCUGACGAGAUUUUUUGCAGGGUCUACAUGCCUGAUCAUUCGUACGUUACAAUUAGGAGCCGACUUUCUGCUUCUGUCUCUGAUAUCCUGACCUCUGUUUCUGAGAAACUGCAAUAUUCAGAAGAACAGGGGCAGAGAGAGGAACCCCUGAUCCUGGUGGCUGUGACAAGUGCUGGAGACAAGGUUCUGCUGAAGCCAGAUGAUGGCUGUAUCUUUACCACUCUGGGGAUUAAUAGUCACUUGUUCGCCUGCAAUCGGGAGGAGCUGCGCUCUUUGGUUCCCCUUCCAGAGGAAGUUCAACUGCCUCCCGAAGACUCCCAUAUUCACAGGAUUGAGGCAGAAGACUUGGCCAAUCAACUGAGUGCUUUCCACUGGGAACUUUUCAGCUGUGUGCAUGAGCUGGAAUUUAUAGACUAUGUGUUCCACGUGGAGCGAGGACGCAGGGAGACGGCGAAUCUGGAACUUUUGUUGCAGAGGUGCAGUGAGGUGCAGCACUGGGUCAGUACUCAGACUCUGCUCUGCGAGGGGCCAGCACGCCGCACACAACUUCUCAAGAAAUUCAUCAAGACAGCUGCUAUCUGUAAACAAAACCAGGACCUGCUGUCAUUCUUUGCAAUCGUGAUGGGCUUGGAUAAUGGAGCUGUGAGCCGCCUUCGGGUGACAUGGGAAGGUACUAUAGACAGGGCAAGAAAUGCUCGCUGUCAGAAAUUGCCAGGAAAAUGUAAGAACUUGUUCCGAAAGUUUGAGAAUUUGACGGAUCCGUGCCGGAACCACAAAUCCUACCGUGAGAUGGUGUCUCGUAUGCGCCCUCCUGUAAUUCCAUUUAUACCCCUUAUUCUGAAAGAUCUCACUUUUUUACACGAGGGCAGCAAAACCUUCAUUGACGGCCUUGUGAAUGUAGAAAAAAUGCACGCCAUUGCUGAAAAAGUGAGGACUGUGCGAAAAUACCGGAGUAACCAGCUACGGCUGGAUACCGAUGUCUCCCCGACUCAUCUGCAAAAUAAAGCCUACGUGCGCCAGUUCCAAGUUAUCGACAACCAGAACCUGCUGUUUGAGUUGUCCUGCAAACUGGAGCCCAAUACGCAGUGACAGGAAUGAAGGCAGUGGGCAGAUAGUGCAAAGCCUCAGAGAAGAGCAGUGUGAAGGAAACACUGUUCUGCAUUCAGGACAGACCAUAGAUGAACCUGUGCUGUCCUGAUGCUGUGUGUGCAGGGUUGUACAGUAAGCAGAUCAUAACCGGAUCCUAUGUGUGCCCUGCGUUUUUUUACUGAGGACAUGAAAGCCCCUCACCAUCUCCUGACUGCCUGACCUUUGCGUCUACUUCUGGAAAACUAAUGUUGCCACCUAAAAAGGUGAAGUAAAAACUGCAAAAUAUUCUGUUCUAACAAGUUCUGCCCAACAGUCCACAGUUUGGGCUUACAAAAUGGUUUCCUCAACCUGUUCUGUGUUUUAUGGGUGCCUUAGUGUUUGCACCUACCAUAUUGGAAGUCGAAGUAGUACUUCCUCUGUUUCUUCAUUGGACGGUCAGUUCGGGGUAAAACUGCACACUCUUCAAGCCCAAGGGGAAAAGCCCUUGGACAUCACCCUUGUCAAAUGAAAGGGUACACUAAAAAUAUGUUCUACAUUUUUCAGCAGCAUUUGAAGAGGUACAGCUUAGUUAUUUAUAUAGCAUUUAAGUGGGCCUUUUUGGGUAGUGUGUAUGUAUAUGUAUAUAUAUAACAGGCCGGCCUUGAGUUCUCAAUUAUAUGCUGGUCUUACAUCUCCCAGGAUCCUCUGCCCCAGCUGGUUGGGUGCUACAGUACACUGGAAACUGUACCAGCUGGUACUGCCAAUGUUUGGUUGGGUUUUGCAGUUCAGCGAGUGCUGGAGAUUUACAGGUAGACUAUUCUUGCACUAUAGAAACAUGAGAUUAGACUUCUGACACUAGGCUGAGCAUCAUGGGAGUUAGCUUGGCAGCAGCAGAAGAAACGGGUCAGAUGUCUGUAUUUUGGAAAAAAAUAACAUCUGGUACUUAAGGGGUAAGAGAGAAGGUAAAGCUAAAUGAAUAAGUGCUUUGGGGUAUUUUUUUGUAAGUAUAUGAGAUGUACAGCCUGGUCUGUACUAUUUUCUUAAUCAGGAAGUCUAAGGUAGGGCAAUAAUGAGAUAUAUACUCUCCUCUUCCAACGGGUCAUAGACUACAAAACAUACAUAUACAAUUUAUAAAUAUAUAUAUAUAAAUAUAUACAGAGAGAGAAACUGCUGCAGUAUAAAGCAGAAAACACAUUAUUAGCACUAUUCAAAGCAAAUCCCUAAUGUACACGUACGCGUGUAUCUACAUUUAUACCCAGAGGCUUGUUUUGUUUUGGUUUUUUUUUUUUUAUGGAUCUGUGGUUCCAGUUAAAAGUACGGUGAGUAGAUUUCACAUAGAAAGCAACGUUACUAUCGUUCAAACUUGUUAUUUAUAAAGUGCCAAACCUACACACCAGUGUUGUACAAUGGCUGUGUGUGAAUCUGUAUAUGUGCAAGGAAAAUACACUAAUGCGAAACCUAAAAAGGGCUCCGAUUAGGGCUACCAGGUUAUCCAAUGUUGGGGGACUGUUAGCUGAAAUUAAAAAAUGCAGAUACCAGGGCUGAACUGACUGCAAAUGCAUUGUAUGUAUACUGCACUGAUCCCUAGGCAGCCCUGCUGCUAAUAAAUGUCCUCUACGUUUAUAAGCUGGUAACCCUUGCACUGAGAGCUCCUAUCAUUGACUGACUUGGCCUAUGUGCAGAAUGGACAGUGCUUGGACUCUUAACUCCUACCAUUCAGACUAGGCUAUACCUGUAGCCAAUUUAUUACACCAUGUAGCCCAGCCCACGGGCUACCUUGUCUAAUGUAGACUGCCCUCAGGAAACUGUAAAGCCAACCGUGUUUGCUCCGUACUUCUACAGGAGAACUUAUUCCCAUAUUAGCUUUUUAGUAAUAAAUGUCGAUCGGUAGCAUAUGUAAUUUGCUGGAGGGUUUUGCCUAUAACUGCAGGAUAGAAAUCGAUAAAAAGAGGAGUGCCAAUAAAAUCUGCACGUGCCAAGUUCUGCCAAGAUACCUGAUCCUCAUAGAGGAGUCAUAUUGCAUUAGUGUACCUUUAAAAUGGGCCAUAUCUUAAAGAAUUCUGCAGUGCCAAAAUGCAACAAUAAGCACCUUACAUCACAGGGAUGCUCUAGUCUAAAGGUGCCCAUUGAGCCAUUGGGUUACAGUGGUUCCCCUUCAGCCAGGGUGGCAGCGGGAUGCUAAAACUGCCAGAGACUUCCUGUCCCUAUCGCUAUAAAUGACACAUACACACAUUUCUGCACACGUAUAAACAGGGUCCGCCUCUGUGUGUACAGGGACACUUAGCUACAUAGAUCUAUGUAAGUGUAGGAACGUAAUGACAAACGAGUCUGCCGACUUGUCCGCCGAAAGGUCUGAAAACUGAACAAAUGUAAAUAAGUUGCGGUUCUGCUGCAAAGGUUUUGUAUUGAAAGGGACUGUGUUAAUGUUUUUAUAUCUGUAUAUUUUGUUUUUUUUUUGUUCUAUUUUGUUUUUGUAAUGGCAGAAGGUGAAACUUCAGCACUUACCAGGCAGACAAGCCUGGGGACAAACACUGGAGAGGCAAUAAAAGAAAGCACUCAGCGUUUAAAAUA
Xenopus tropicalis (tropical clawed frog) is the source of this 5962-nucleotide messenger RNA. It is a transcript of the gene rapgefl1, whose product is annotated as Rap guanine nucleotide exchange factor like 1. The coding region runs from base 1499 to 3412 and encodes 637 amino acids. NCBI's taxonomy places the organism in Eukaryota, Metazoa, Chordata, Amphibia, Anura, Pipidae. Gene Ontology annotation, molecular function: guanyl-nucleotide exchange factor activity. The record is from RefSeq and is a predicted model, not a curated record. The transcript has 16 exons. Gene Ontology annotation, biological process: small GTPase-mediated signal transduction.